CGGAAAGCGGAACCGGAGGUGGGAGGCAGCGGGAGGGGGAGGGGCUGAGCGAGCGAGGGGCUGAGGAAGGGGCAGAGCAGAGAGAGGAGAGAGAAGAGAGAGGGGCUGCGGCUGAGGACGAGCGAGGGGAGAGGGGGAGAGGGGGAGAGGGGGAGCGAGCGAGAACAAAACAGAGGAGGGGCAGGUGCGAGGAAAGCGAGUCAGUCCGCAGCCACUCCUCCACUGCACAAGGGAAGCGCUGGUUCCCACCGAUCGGGAAGAGGCAGGCGGAGGGGGAGGGGAGCCAUACAGCUGACGGAGGAGGGAGGUGCUUCACGAGGCUCGAGCAGGGGGGCUGCCAGGCAGCGGGGCCGCAGGAAGGGAGGGCGGAGAGGUGCUCAUGAUUCUGUGGUAAUUCCGUCGAAGCGGAAAGAUAAGAUCCGGAGGCGGUGUCUCGCGCGCGCGCGCGCCUGGCAGUGCAGUCCGGUCGGUCGGCCUGAUUGAUUUAGUGCGUUGCGAUCAAGAAUAUCCUCCUCGCUUCUUGCCUCUCUUUCCUGAUCGGCUGGUUUUCCGAAAUGGCGAUGAGUUUCGCUGUCUCGGCGUCUUAUACUCUCCUGUCUCAGUCGCCUUGCGUUGAUGGUCGCAGGCAUUCUCCCCGCUUGCGUAAUUUCGCGGGAGGGACCUCGUCAGCCUCCUCCUCCUCCUCCUCCUCCUCGUCGUAUGCUCAAUUCAAAACCCAAUCCAUUAUCAGGCGAAGAUCCAUCGUAUCCCGCUCCUCCUCCUCGUUGUCGUCAUCGCCUCCUCCUUCUAAUCGAAUGUACGCCCCCCUUUUACCUGUAGCCAGCGGACUUGGAUCCUCUCAUAGGAUUCUCAAGCCCGUCGCUGCGAAACUUGGUGCUGAGGGUGCACCGAUCGAUGACGGCAUUCAGGAAAUUGUAGAAGCUCCACCGAAAGCGUGGGAGGGAGCCAAACCUAUACCUCUGAUCCUGUCCGUCGCCGUCGGUCUCAUUAUAAGGUUUUUAGUCCCGAAGCCUGUUGCUGUCACAGCCCAAGCUUGGCAAUUGUUCGCCAUCUUCCUGUCGACGAUUGCCGGGCUUGUUUUGGCUCCUCUGCCUGUGGGUGCCUGGGCAUUCCUCGGACUCACCGUCACAGUUUUGACCAAGACUCUCCCGUUCGCAGUAGCCUUCAGCGCCUUCACUAAUGAGGUUCUCUGGUUGAUCGUGAUCUCAUUUUUCUUCGCAAGAGGUUUCGUCAAAACAGGGCUCGGCGAUCGGGUUGCGACUUAUUUCGUGAAAUGGCUGGGCAAGAGCACGCUCGGAUUAUCAUAUGGUCUGACUGCCGCCGAGGCUCUCAUUGCCCCCGCUAUGCCAAGUACAACCGCAAGAGCAGGAGGCGUUUUCCUUCCCAUCAUUCAAUCUCUGUCUCUUGCCAGCGACAGCCAUCCUAACGAUAAAAGUUCUAAGAAGCUCGGAGCAUAUCUUGUUCAAACUCAGUUUCAGGCUGCGGGCAACUCAAGCGCGAUGUAUUUGACAGGAGCUGCCCAGAAUUUGCUCUGCCUGAAUCUUGCCAAGGAGCUCGGCGUAAAUAUUGCUAAUCCAUGGGUUGCCUGGUUUCAAGCUGCCAGUGUGCCAGCUAUUGUUGCAAUGCUGACUACUCCACUUAUCAUGUACAAUCUUUUCCCCCCAGAGAUCAAAAGCACACCAGAUGCCCCUGCUAUGGCCGAGAAGAAGCUGCAAGCUCUAGGUCCCGUCACUCAGUCUGAGUGGGUCAUGGUUGGAACGAUGCUUUUGGCUGUAACCCUGUGGGUAUUCGGAGACGCAUUGGGAGUUGCUAGCGUGGUAGCAGCUAUGCUGGGAUUGUCCAUUCUCCUUACGCUUGGAGUGUUGAAGUGGGAUGAUUGUCUUUCUGAAAAAUCAGCUUGGGACACUUUGGCCUGGUUUGCAGUCCUUGUGGGAAUGGCGAGCCAGUUGACUAGCUUGGGCUUGGUACAGUUCAUGGCUGAUUCAGUCGGAAAAUUCCUCGGUUCUUUCUCCCUUGGCUGGCCCGCAACCUUCGGAAUAUUGCAAGCAGUCUACUUUUUAUCGCAUUACCUGUUUGCUAGCCAGACCGGCCACGUUGGUGCCUUGUAUUCUGCUAUUUUAGCCAUGCAACUUGCUGCUGGAGUUCCUGCAGUACUUGCCGCACUGGCUCUGGCAUUCAACACCAAUCUUUUUGGUGCCCUCACUCAUUACAGCAGUGGUCAGGCGGCUGUCUACUUUGGAGCCGGUUAUGUCGAACUUCCAGAUGUUUUUAGAUUGGGAGCUAUCAUGGCAGUGUGGAACAUCUUGGUGUGGUCAGUUGUUGGUGGGCUAUGGUGGAAGUUCCUAGGUUUGUAUUAAAGAUUUUGAUUUAGAUUAUUGUAACCCACGUUGAUAGAAAAUUCAAGAAAUCCAAUAACGCAAGUUGGUUAAGUAGAAUAGAGACAAACAACUUGUUCGGAUCCAAUUAGCCGAAUGUUUCUUCCAUAUUGAAGGAGUCCAAUACAGAAAAGUCCGUGAAAUUCAGCCGACUUUUACCUGAUUUCAGCUCUUAGUUAGUAGUCAAUUUCCAAUGAGGUACCAGUGAUCUAUUUCAGGGGAUCGGAUCUUGCACAACCACCAAUAGUAGGUGUUCUUGCGGAGCCCACGAAAUAGGCACGUCCGUAUGAGAGCUUUUUUGGCGGCAGAUUUUAGUCUUUUGGGUAUCCUUCUUUCACAAUAAAGGAAGUCGAGACUCCUCGGAAGCAUCAAAUUAUCACUU
Messenger RNA from Marchantia polymorpha subsp. ruderalis, 2757 nucleotides. The record is from the annotation of a GenBank genome assembly. NCBI's taxonomy places the organism in Eukaryota, Viridiplantae, Streptophyta, Marchantiopsida, Marchantiales, Marchantiaceae.